Ixodes scapularis (black-legged tick) is the source of this 1232-nucleotide messenger RNA. RefSeq lists its product as uncharacterized. Lineage: Eukaryota; Metazoa; Arthropoda; Arachnida; Ixodida; Ixodidae. The record is from RefSeq and is a predicted model, not a curated record. The coding region runs from base 151 to 705 and encodes 184 amino acids. The transcript has 5 exons.
CCGCGUGGCCCGAGAUGACGUCACCGCGCAUGCGCAGUUUCACUCGAGGUAGUCCCCCACGACGUAGCUGUGACGGCGUCCUUCACACUCUAUACCUUAAUCGACCGUGAUAAAGUUGUUUUCUUCCGGGCGGCAGAGUGAUCUCACACGAUGAAGGUGAGCGUACGGUCGAUCGACUUGGUGUUUGUGACCCUCUUGUGGACAUCGGCUGGAGCCCUCGUGAGCCAGGAGUGCGAGCAGAGUCCAAUCACAGAAUUCAACCUCAACAAGAUGAUCGACUGCGGGCACAACGGCCAGUCCUGGUCCAUCUGGAAGGUUCCGGGAGAGGAGCCCUACUGUCUCGGAGACGUCAUUGACAAGGCCGACGAUGGCAAAUACCUCUGCUACGCCCUCGGUAAACGGAACGGGACGUGUCUGCGGAUAUCGUACCUCUACCAUCCCGACAAGAACGUUAACGGACCUAACUAUUUUGAGAGAGACCUGGGAAGCAACACUCGGAGCAAAUCGCUGAUUUUGGACACCGACAACUGCAAGUACUUGGUACAGCUCGAGUGUUUCCCGGACGGCUCUGUUACCCGCUACGUCACUUACAAGAACACUUGGACCAGCGAGGAAAAAGAGCAGCUCAAGGUCAAGGCGGAGAAUAUCGAACAGCUCCGCUUCCUUCGAGACUACACUUUUAACUGCGUCAAAGACAGGGUGUAAUGGGUCUGUCACGACACCGAAAGGGCAGAUCGCGGCGCUGUGUACGGUAUACAGUAGACUUACCUUAUUGCAACGUUUACCUUCGAGGACAUUUUUUUCAUCUUUUUUUUUUCUUCUUGCUAAUCGAGCAUGGUGGACGAACUCGCAGUUCCUAAAGUCGUCGAGCUCUAUAGCUGUCUUUUGUAGACUUCACGUUUACUAAAAAAAAGAAAAGGUGUAUCUAUUAUAUAUGCGAGUUUCAGUUAAGUGUGUGUGGCGACGAGCGACUCGCAUUUAUUGCGGGAAGCUACACUAAUAUGUCGGUUUUAUCUCGCCAUAUAUAUCCAUAUACUCCGUUUCACUCUCGACUGCUACUUUACGCUACUGGUUUCGUAAAGUUCCCGUUUUGCUGCCUCACAUGAUUUCCGUUGGGCGGCGUCGUUUUCUUUGGAGAUUUCAACGAGAGAAGACGUGUGUUAAAUAAACUCAAAGCCGCGUUCAGAAAGGAUUAUGCGCGUGUCUUCUUUAUUACGUAUGUACUCUCGUCU